CAGAAAGAGCAGACCUCUUUAAAGAGAGGUAAGCAAAGAAAAAGACAUUCUGCAAGGCCUAGCCAGUUCUUCACAGCAGUAAAAUCUUAGACGCUAUGGCCAUGGCAUCGUAUGGAGCUUAUAUCCUCGCCAUUCUCUCCUUAUUUUCCACAGUCCUCGCUAGGGAUUAUUGUGUUUACACCAUUUUCGUGAAGACCGGAUACAUGCCACAAGCGGGUACAGACUCGCACAUAAGCGCUGAGUUCUUUGACGCUGCGGGUAACACCUACAAGAUCAGCAAUAUCACCGAAUGGGGAGGAUCGCUCAUGGCCUCAAACCACGACUGUUUCGAGAGAAACAACUUGGACCUUUUCACGGGCAUUGGCGAAUGUCUGGAUUCUCCCAUAUGCGGCCUUCAUCUCACAUCUGACGGAAGCGGUGAUCAUCAUGGCUGGUAUUGUGACUACCUCGAAGUCACCUCUGCGUGCUCCAUGGAACAUGUUCCUUGCUCUACACAUCGAUUUACAGUCCAGCAGUGGCUAGCAAAUGACGUCUAUCCAUACCAGCUCGUCGCUCACAGGGACGAUUGUCCUCACAUGAAGCAUUCCAGCAGUCGGAAGACUUGGGCAUAGAACAUCCACGGGCUGUAAGGUCUUUGCAAACAACGAUCGAUAUUCCUCUGCGUCGAGAAAGAGUUAACUUCCGUACCAUGGAAACAACUUCGCUAGAUGAAAGCUGGAAGUUAGAAACAGGUCAAAGUGGAUGGUGAUGAAGCUCUUGCCGUUAAGGAGAUUUGCUCUGAAAUUAAUAUAGAAACAAAAGCUCUCUCUCAGAGGAGAAUUACAUCGUCCUUGUAUUAGCAAGGAUAUGUUUAUGUAUCCGCCAAGGAAUAGAGGUUAAUCUCGUAAUUUUUUCUAG
This is a messenger RNA of Marchantia polymorpha subsp. ruderalis, 897 nucleotides long. The record is from the annotation of a GenBank genome assembly. Lineage: Eukaryota; Viridiplantae; Streptophyta; Marchantiopsida; Marchantiales; Marchantiaceae.